AUGAUGGUGAUGAGCCGUGUGAUGUGUGUGUUGGCCGUUGUGCUGUGCUGCGCCUGCGGGUAUACCAUGGCGGCGGCUGCUCAGAACUCGCUGCCGGAGGGAAGAGGGACGCAAGGUGGGGCUGUUAAUAAUAAUAGGGGUAUAUAUCAUCAUGCUAUGUCGGAUCUUGACGUUAUUUAUGACGUUUUGAAUCUGAACAAAACGGAAUAUGCGCUCAAAGAAAAAAUCGAGAAUGAGAAACGUCUUGCAGCUGCCAAAGGAACAAAACCUCUUGAGACUUUACAGAUGAAGGCAGAUGGACUUGGUACUGGUGGUGUUGAUUCGGAGUGCGGUAGUGGUACUGCUGAUACUGACGGUAAAUGUAGUGGUACUGAAGCACCGCGGCUGGAA
Messenger RNA from Trypanosoma theileri, 390 nucleotides. RefSeq lists its product as uncharacterized. The annotation marks the transcript as partial. Lineage: Eukaryota; Euglenozoa; Kinetoplastea; Trypanosomatida; Trypanosomatidae. The transcript has a single exon. The record is from RefSeq and is a predicted model, not a curated record.